UACCCAAUCAAAACGCGCGGCUGCGAGGGACCGGCGUGGGACCACGCCCAGCUCCAGGUGACUCCUUGGCAGGGAGGGGAGAGUGCCUCUGUCAGCUGAUAGGAUCCCCACUGGGUCCGUUCCUCGGGGCGAUUUACCCGGGACCAACCUACGGGAGCGCGCGGGCAGUGACCCGCCGCGGAAUUGUGUGCUGUAGUGGAGAACGAGAGUGAUGGAGGAGCAUCUAGAGGCUGGGAAGGAGAGCAAGCCCUCCUCCAUGUCCACGGACCUGCAGGGAGACAGCUCCUUACAGGUGGAGAUCUCUGAUGCCGUCAGCGAGCGAGACAAGGUGAAAUUCACUGUUCAAACCAAGAGCUGCGUCCCUCACUUCGCCCGGACCGAGUUCUCAGUUGUGCGACAUCAUGAAGAGUUCAUCUGGCUACAUAAUGCCUACGUGGAAAACGAGGAGUACGCCGGUCUCAUUAUCCCCCCAGCCCCUCCAAGGCCAGACUUUGAGGCUUCAAGGGAAAAACUGCAGAAGUUGGGUGAGGGAGACAGCUCUAUCACACGGGAAGAGUUUGCCAAAAUGAAGGAGGAGCUGGAAGCGGAGUAUCUGGCCAUCUUUAAGAAGACAGUUGCAAUGCAUGAAGUCUUUCUGCAGCGCCUGGCGGCCCACCCCACCCUGCGUCGAGACCACAACUUCUUUGUCUUUUUGGAAUAUGGCCAGGAUCUGAGUGUCCGAGGAAAGAACAGGAAGGAGCUCCUUGGGGGGUUUCUGAGGAAUAUUGUGAAGUCUGCAGAUGAAGCCCUCAUCACUGGCAUGUCAGGGCUCAAGGAGGUGGAUGACUUCUUCGAGCACGAGAGGACCUUCCUGCUGGAGUACCACACCCGCAUCCGGGAUGCCUGCCUUCGGGCAGACCGAGUCAUGCACUCUCACAAGUGCCUGGCAGAUGAUUAUAUCCCUAUCUCAGCUGCACUGAGCAGUCUGGGAACACAGGAAGUCAACCAGCUAAAGACGAGCUUCCUCAAAUUGGCAGAGCUCUUUGAACGAUUAAGGAAACUGGAGGGCCGAGUGGCUUCUGACGAGGACCUGAAGCUGUCGGACAUGCUGAGGUACUACGUGCGCGACUCCCAGGCAGCCAAGGACCUGCUGUACCGGCGGCUGCGGGCGCUGGCAGACUACGAGAACGCCAACAAGGCACUGGACAAGGCGCGCACCAGGAACCGGGAGGUGCGGACCGCCGAGAGCCACCAGCAGCUGUGCUGCCAGCGCUUUGAACGCCUCUCCGACUCAGCCAAGCAGGGUAAGCCCCACGGCCCUGGAGCCCCUGCCACUGCACUGCUGACUCUGCCGGGGUCCCCAUUCCUCUCUUCUCCAGAGCUCAUGGACUUCAGAUCCCGCCGCGUCUCCUCCUUCCGCAAGAACCUCAUCGAGCUGGCAGAGCUGGAGCUCAAACACGCUAAGGAGCUGCUCACCAUGCCCCGUGACUUCUUGGGGCAAGGCCUACCCCUACCCCAAGGUGCCAGGCCCUGCAAGAUAGGGCAGCAUGGGCACCACACUUGGCCACAGUAAGGUGGAGCCCAAGACACCUGGGUCUGAAGUCCUGGACUCCACCUGGCUGACCCCGCCCCGGACCCCAGCCACAUCUGCAGAAGACCAAAGACUCAACCUGGCUUCUGACUCACAGUAGCCACUGGACCCAGCCCUCAUAAAUGAGUCAGCCAUCCAGGGAAGAGGGCAGAGCAAAGACCAAAUACUGAAGAUGGAGAAAAAGCUCAAGAAGCAACCAGUGACUUGCAGUCUCGGGGGCCACAUCUGGGCAAGACUGCAAGGGACUGAGAAUGGGCCUCACUGUCCUGCUGCCCACCUGGGUCAAGGCAACAGAAGAAGCCAGUUCAGGGAUUAAGCCCCUCUGUUCAAAGGAACCCCUGCAGCCAGUAGCAGACACACCCUGGCUCAGCUACCUUCCAAAUAGCCAGGCUGGUGCUAACUAUGACACCAGGAUAUAGAGAG
This is a messenger RNA of Kogia breviceps (pygmy sperm whale), 1993 nucleotides long. The record is from RefSeq and is a predicted model, not a curated record. Lineage: Eukaryota; Metazoa; Chordata; Mammalia; Artiodactyla; Physeteridae.